Leucoraja erinaceus (little skate) is the source of this 3729-nucleotide messenger RNA. RefSeq names its product di-N-acetylchitobiase-like. The record is from RefSeq and is a predicted model, not a curated record. Gene Ontology annotation, molecular function: chitinase activity. The transcript has 5 exons. Bases 1685 to 2503 code for a protein of 272 amino acids. Gene Ontology annotation, cellular component: extracellular region. Gene Ontology annotation, biological process: carbohydrate metabolic process; chitin catabolic process. Lineage: Eukaryota; Metazoa; Chordata; Chondrichthyes; Rajiformes; Rajidae.
AAGAUCACUGUUCCAUGGGAUGUUUCCAUACUGUUAUUAUCUUUGAAAGACAGAAGCACUUACUGGGAAUGUGAAAGGCAGCGAGGUGGGAUUUAGGCAAUUGUUGGCAAGACCCAUUACAUCUUUCAUGUCGGGGGAUCUUGGAGCCCAGUUCUGUAACUCCCUGAGAGUUUAAACACAAGUAGAUAGAGUGCUAAAAAAUGCUUACCUUCAUUGGUUGGGACAUAAGUCAGAAAGAGUCAGAAAGUCAUGAUGCAGCUCGCCAAGAAUUUGGCUCAGCCAAGCAUUUGGAGUAUUGUGUGUAGUUCUGGUUGUCCAAUUACAGGAUGUGGAGGCUUUGGAUAGGGUGCAAAAAAAAGUUUACCAGACUGUUGCUUGGAUUAGGGGGUAUUAUCUAUAAGGAUAAAUUAGGCAAACAGAUUGUUUUCACUGGGACUUCAGAGGCUGUGGGAAAACCUGUUGGAAAUAUAUAAAAUCAAUGGUGUGGAUGAGAACAUACAGGGCAAGAUCAGCACAUUUGAUGAUGAUACAAAAGUUAUUGGUUUUACAAAUGGUGAAGAUGGUUGUGAACGAUUGCAGCAGGAUCUAGAUCGAUUGGCCAGGUGGGCGGAGGAAUGGUUGAUGGAAUUUAAUACAGAGAAGUGUGAGGUGUUGCAUUUUGGGACGUUGAACAAGGGCAGGACCUACAGUGAAUGGUUGCCCUCUGGGUAGUGUUGUAGAGCAGAGGGAUCUAGUAGUACAGGUGCAUGGUUCCAUGAAGGUUGAGUCGCAGGUAGAUAAGGUGGUCAAAAAGGCUUUUGGCACUUUGGCCUUCAUCAGUCAGAGUAUUGAGUAUAGAAGUUGGGAGGUCAUGUUGCACUUGUAUAAGACGUUGGUGAGACCGCAUUUAGAAUAAUGUGUUCAGUUCUGGUCACCGUGUUAUAGGAACGAUAUUGUCAAGCUUGAAAAGGUUCAGAGAAGAUUUACAAGGAUGUUGCCAGGACUAGAGGGUGUGAGCUACAGGGAGAGGUUGAGUAGGCUGGUCUCUAUUCCAUGGAGCGCAGGAGGGUGAGGGGAGAUCUUUAGAGGUAUACAAAAUCAUGAGAGGAAUAGAUCGGGUAGAUGUACAGAGUCCCUUGUCCAGUGUUGGGGAAUCGAGGCCCAUUGUUGGCUGGUGUGGGCGAGUUGGGCCGAAGGGCCUGUUUCCACACUGUAUCACUAUGACUAUGAGAGGGUGGAAAUGUCAAAGACAAAAGCUUUCCACUGUAUCACGGCACACAUGGCAACAAUAAAUCAAACUAAAACUAGUCUAGAGAGCAUAGCUUUCAGUUCAGAGAGGGAAAGUUUGAAGGAGAUGUGUGGGGCAAGUUUUUUUACAUCAAGAGCUGUGGGUGUCUGGAAUGUGCUGCUCGGGGUGGUGGUAAAGGCAGGUGCAAUAGCAGUGUUUUACAGGCUAUUGGAUAGGCACGUGGAUAUGCAGGGAAUAGAGGGAUUAUGGAUCACCUGCAGGUAGAUGAGAUUAGUUUAUCUUGAGAUUAGGUUCAGUACAGACAUUGCAGAUGAAACCUCUAUCCAGAUUAGUCAACUUUCCAACAGUCUUGGACUGUUUUAGUACUUGGCACAAGAACGUUUUGUGUAUACAGUUAUCUAAAAUAAGCCCUUAUCUUCUUACUUCCUUCUGACAGUGAAAUUAUCACCAAGAGCAAUGAAGGAUGUUCAAUUUCAACGAUGGUGGAUCACUACCCAGGUGCAAUUGGUGAAAGGUGGAUUCUUCGAUGGAAUCGUUUUGACAUACGAUGGAGUCAUUGAAGACGAAACAACCCAAAUUGGUAUCCAAUCAAUAUCAAAAAUACCCAUAUUGAUAUCCAAUAUUGCGGAGUCACUUCAAACAACCGUGCCUGGGUCCCAGGUCAUGUAUGUUGCACCAUGGUCACCAAAAUGCACCCGUAGCCAGUGCCAUGAUUAUGAAAAGAUUGCAAGCUACUGUAACACUCUAAUCGUAUUGGCCUUCAAUAUGCCGGCCCAGAAGUCAGGUAAUUGCAGAGCCAAGGCAGGUGCUCCCUAUCAUCAGACCAUAACAGGUAUCGAGGCUUAUAUCAAACUGGGCAUUGAUUCCAGAAAGAUUGUGAUGGGCGUUCCAUGGUUUGGUAUUGACUAUCCUUGUGAACGGUUUAUUGAGGCUGGUAACUGUGAACUGAGGGUUCCUAACGGAGGGGCUCGCUGUAGUAACCGAGAUGCAACGUACGUCCCGUACAACUUGAUCAUGCAGGCCUUACCUAAGUCAGCUAGUGGCAGGAUUUGGGACGAUGAUGUCAAAGCCCCAUACUACAUCUACAAGUCUGUAAAGACAUAUCACGAGGUCUGGUACGAUGAUCCUGAGAGUAUCUCAAUGAGAUCAACCUUCAUGAAGAGAUACAAACUUCGAGGCAUCAGCGUUUGGUACGGAAACUAUCUGAACUACACUUCUAAUGUACUAGCUGUCAUGCAAACCGAGGAGAUGUGGAAUGCUCUGUGCCCUCCUUGAGUGAAAUGCCAACGUCUUGCUUUCACCGAAUGCAAAGCUUUAGAUAUACCAUGUAGACUGAACUAACAAUUAUAGACAAUAAACAAUAGGUGCAGGAGUCGGCCAUUCGGCUCUUCGAACCAGCACCGCCAAUCAAUGUGAUCAUGGCUGAUCAUCCAUAAUCAGUACCCCGUUCCUGCCUUCUCCACAUAUCACCUGACUCCGCUAUCUUUAAGAGGCCUAUCUAGCUCUCUCUUGAAAGUUUCCAGAGAACCGGCCUCCACCGCCCACUGAGGCAGAGAAUUCCACAGACUCACAGGUCCCUGUGUUAAAAAGUGUUUCCCCAUCUCCAUUCUAAAUGGCUUGACCCUUAUUCUUAAACUGUGGCCCCUGGUUCUGGACUCUCCCAACAACGGGAAUAUGUUUCCUGCCUCUUAUAUGUUUCAAUAAGAUCCCCUCUCAUCCUAAAUUCCAGAGUGUACAAGCCCAGCUGCUCCAUUCUCUCAACAUGACAGUCCUGCCAUCCCAGGAAUUAACGUUGUGAACCCUCGCUGCACUCCCUCAAUAGCAAGAAUGUCCUUCCUCAAAUUUGGAGACCAAAAGUGCGCACAAAACUCCAGUUGCGGUCUCACUGGGACCCUGUACAACUGUAGACGGAGCUCUUUGCUCCUAUACUCAACUCCUCUUGUUAUGAAGGCCAACAUGCCAUUCGCUGGAGAGAUUAAUGUACACAUCCCGGCCCAUCACAGGUGCUGACCCUUUCAUUGAAGGGAUCCACACCACGCCUCAAAAAGGCAACCACUAUCAUCAAAGAUCCACACCAUCCUGGCCACGCUCUCAUCUUGCUGCUACCAUCAUGAUGUAGGUACAAGAGCCUGAUAACCAUGACCUCCAGAUUCAAGGCAGCUUCUUCCCAGCAACCAUCAGGCUCUUGUACACUGCACAACACUAACCUCAGCAACUGUGAUCUCCUGUAAACUGUGUCUGUGGUUGCACAAUGAACUAAUUUCUGCACUAUCAGUGCUGCAUGAGAUAAGUUAAAGAUACAAUGCACAGUGACCCUGUUAAAUUAAAAAUAAUGCUUUAAUAAAAGAGGUUUUAAAGGUCUUUUAUUGUCACGUGUACCAAUUAAGGUAGAUAGGAUGAAGGAACUGCAGAUGCUGGUUUACACCAAAGAUAAGACACACAAAUGCUGGAAUAACUCAGCGGGUCAGGAAGCAUCUCUGGAGAAAAAGAAUAGGUGAUGU